Molecule: messenger RNA, 1038 nt
Organism: Diachasma alloeum
Lineage: Eukaryota; Metazoa; Arthropoda; Insecta; Hymenoptera; Braconidae
Gene: Tssk
Product: testis-specific serine/threonine-protein kinase 1
Exons: 3
Coding region: 1-1038 (345 amino acids)
Biological process (GO): intracellular signal transduction; protein phosphorylation; cellular response to glucose starvation
Molecular function (GO): protein serine/threonine kinase activity; ATP binding
Source: RefSeq, a predicted model, not a curated record
AUGGCAACGAGACUGAGCUCACUGAGCCCAAGAAACUCGGAGAUAAGCGCUCUUGAGGAGCGAGGGUACAUCAUCGGGAAGAAGAUUGGACAGGGAUCCUAUGCCACGGUACACCUCGCUGAAUAUGUUGCCGGCAGCGGAACGAAGAAAAUGCGCCUCGCGUGCAAGAUAUUCGACAGGGAAAAAGCGCCCAGUGAUUUCCUCGAUAAAUUCUUUCCACGUGAGCUCGAGAUUCUGACGAAAAUCGAAAACCCUCACAUCAUACAAGUCCACAGUAUCCUCCAGCGCGGGCCCCGAGUCUUCAUCUUCAUGCGCUGCGCCGACAACGGGGACCUCCUGGACUACGUCCUCCGCCACAAACUCGUCCCCGAGCAGCAGUCCCAGACGUGGUUCCGUCAGAUGGCCUCGGGCCUCCACUACCUCCACUCCAAGAACAUCGCGCACCGCGACCUCAAGUGCGAGAACAUCCUCCUCUCCCGAAAGUUCCACGUGAAGCUCGCGGACUUCGGCUUCGCCCGCUUCUGCGUGGACUCGGAGAACCGCCGGAUCCUCAGCCACACGUACUGCGGCUCCGCGGCCUAUGCAGCACCGGAAGUCGUCUCCGGCACACCGUACAACCCGAAAUUGGCGGACGUCUGGUCCCUCGGGAUCAUCCUCUACAUAAUGCUCAACGGGACGAUGCCCUUCAACGACGACAAUCUCACGAAAUUGCUUCGCGAUCAGAUGUCCAAGAACUGGGUUUUCGGGUCAAGAAUACAGGAAACUGUCUCGUCAACGGCUAAAAGCGUUGUACGUCACAUCCUCGAGCCGGAUAUUACUCAGAGGUUCACCCUUGAUAAGGUGCUAUCGCACGAGUGGGUGCGGGGUAGGAGGGAUAAAUCGUCGAAUGGGGGUAAGAGCAUCCAUUCUGCUCAGCAGUCGCAGGUCAUGGGGAUGAGACUGUUCAAAAAUGCGGAGAAAUUGCAGGAAAAUAGCGCAAAGUCUUCUAAGGAUGCGGCGCACAGUGAGAACUCACAGAAAAGAGAGAGCAAAGUCUGA